CAGCCACUAGCCGAUUGAGCAAACGCCGGCGUCAGGCGCCGCUUGGAAGCUUCGCAACACCGUCUGGGUUGUUUACAAAGCGUCGCUGACAACGCGAGAAGUUCAACUAAGCUCAACGUGGUUGAAAAGGAACUGCUAUGCAGAGAGUCCCGCACAAGCAUGUCGACGGCUACUGCGUGAAUAGCUUCUUCAACGAUGACCUUGUUCGGUCAGCGCUGUACUACAAGCCGGAACCGGGCGACGUCUUCAUCGCGACGUACCCGAAAUGUGGAACGACCUGGGUCCAGUUCAUUGUCCACGGGAUAUUCAAUCGCGGUUCUUUCCCAAAGGACUCCCUGGAGUUCAUGCUUGCUUCCCCGUUCCUGGAAAUGUUGGGAGCCGAAGCCGCGCAUAGGAUGCCGCGGCCUGGAGCCAUCAAGACGCACAUGCCUUUCGGCAAGGUUCCCUACUCGAAGGACGCCAAAUACAUCACCAUCGCUAGGAACCCUUUCGACGUCUGCGUUUCCUUCUACUACCACACCAAGGAGAAGCCAUCGUACGAUGUAGCGGAUAUGACGUUUGACGACUACUUCGAAAACUUCGUGCGUGGCACAGUGUCCUUCGGCGACUACUUCGACCACCUGCUCUCCUGGUACGAACGUAGGAAUGACCUCAACGUUCUAUUUCUCACCUACGAAGAACUGAAAGCGGACACUAAGGCGCAGAUCCUCAAGAUUGCCGACUUUCUCGGCAGUGAGUACGGAAACAUGCUGCGAAGUGACGACGAACUCAUGAAGAAGCUACUUGACGGCUCCGAGUUCAAAACUAUGCAAGCGACCGUCGACAACGGAAACAGCAUUCUCAAUCGCCUUCUCGACCUGCCACCUGAGCGGGCGCUUAAGUCCCUGGAGGUGUACCGGGAGCCCUUGAAGAAGAGGUCAGCUAGUAAAGGUGAAGUGCGAUUCCUGCGCAAAGGCAUCGUGGGAGACUGGAGGAACCACUUCUCCGACGAGCAGGUGGACAGGAUGAAGACGAGAAUUAGGGAGAAGUGCGGUAACACGGACGUCAUGAAGCUCUGGGAUGGGAUCGAUCUCCCGCCUCACUGAAAUGGUGCGUAAAGGUGGAAUAAAGUUUGGCCAGCUUUGCCCGGCGGUGCAUAAGAAGAUACAGAGGCACGGUCGGGAGAACCACACGUGCGACAUCAAGCAUAGAGAAAAGUCAGUUGACUGUUGUACAAGAGUGGUCUGGAACCUACCGUUGUCAUGUGGGAAAAGCUAUGUCGGGCAGACAGAGCGCUGCUUAGAUAAUAGAGUAUUUGACCACUGUGCCUCUUUGAAUGGACCACCAUGUUCGAGCCUUUCGCUGCAUUGUAGGGACUGUGCUGCAAGCCAAGGUUGACGGAAGCAAGUGUGCUGGCAAGAUUUAACGGAAAAACGGAGCGAGAAGUUGAGGAAGCGUUCUGUAUCUAUAGAUGUGGUGAUGCAUGUGUCGCGAGGCCAUCGAUAGUGUUGCAGCCCAUCGAAAUAGAUUACCUCAGUGCUAGUCACUAAGACAACUUUUUCUUUCUCUCAGCACGUGUCUAGCUUCAUGUGUGUAUAUGUGUGAAUGUUCCUCAAUAAAUUUCAGUGGAU
This is a messenger RNA of Rhipicephalus sanguineus (brown dog tick), 1610 nucleotides long. Its product is annotated as sulfotransferase 1C2. Gene Ontology annotation, cellular component: cytoplasm. The transcript has 4 exons. Gene Ontology annotation, molecular function: sulfotransferase activity. Gene Ontology annotation, biological process: sulfation. The record is from RefSeq and is a predicted model, not a curated record. Bases 138 to 1085 code for a protein of 315 amino acids. Lineage: Eukaryota; Metazoa; Arthropoda; Arachnida; Ixodida; Ixodidae.